UGCUUCGUUCAUAUUCAGUCGAACAAUUAGUGCCAAUUUUUAAUUCAACCAGUUGACACCGCGAACUAAAAACAAAUCCAAAUCAAAAAUGGUUCUUAAGGUCGUUUGCCUCAUUUUGGCCGUUAUAGCCACCGCCAAUGCCGUAGUGUUCUCAAAAUGCGAUCAAGAUCCAGAAGCCGUUAAGGUUGUCAUCGACAAUUGCAAUGACAAUUACUGCGAAGUGAAACGUAGCCAGCCAGCCAAAAUGGAAGUCACUUUCAAAACGGCCAAACAGGCAACCGAGUUGACCGGUACCAUUCACGCACUAAUCAAUGGCGUAUGGAUUCCAUGGCCAAUGGGUGCCGCUGGCAAAGUGUGCAGAAAUUUGUCCAAAGGUCAAUGCCCAGUUGCAGAAAAUACUGAAGCCACAUACGCUGUUAGCAUUAAAGUCCCAUUCGUUGCACCAGUCGGAACCAAGACCGUUGUCCAAAUUCGCAUAAGCGAUCAAGACAAAACUGUCGUUGCCUGCACCCGUAUCCCUGUUCUUGUCGCCGCUUAAGUCUCUCUAUUGAAAAUGGAAAAUGAAAUAAAUAAAAACGAAAAUUUUAAAAUCAA
Molecule: messenger RNA, 594 nt
Organism: Sitodiplosis mosellana (orange wheat blossom midge)
Lineage: Eukaryota; Metazoa; Arthropoda; Insecta; Diptera; Cecidomyiidae
Exons: 2
Coding region: 89-538 (149 amino acids)
Biological process (GO): sterol transport
Molecular function (GO): sterol binding
Source: RefSeq, a predicted model, not a curated record